AUGAUUGCACAUACCCAAGAUGUUCAGACUUCUCUACCCCACCUAUUGGACCCUUUCAGUCUGGUCCCAUACGCAGAUGAUCUCUGGCAUGUAGCAAAGUCUCGCAAGUGCUUUCAGGAUGAUGAAUCGAAAGUUCAGGUCGAGUGGACUGAUAGCGAUGCAGAACACCAGGUAACAAGAAGAACAUUCACAUCAUUGGCUGAGCUACAAGCACACAGAAAGAAGGCCUCUACGGCGCCAAAUGGAUUGUGUUUUAUAUCUAUCAAUCAAGGGAACUCAUGGCGACCCUUAAACGUCACCAAGGAGAUGUUCGAGGAGAUUGGAAACUUGACUAGCUCUUCGCAUGUACUGCACAAUCUCUCGUUGUCUUUCCACGACAAGUUUAUGGCUACGGAAGCGGCUUUUAGCAGCGCACCCGCAUUUAUUCGGAAUGAGCAAAGUAUAGAGAUCGCGUAUAUAUUCAAGUACCCCUUUAAAAAAGCCAACAACGAUAGACCGGACUCAUGGACAGUGCGACAAACAGGUGUCUAUCAGAAGUUUCAUACAGCGACGAAGCAUUCCACAUGGAUAUUUUUAAACCCGACCAAAGACUGCCUGUUUCAGCAACGGCUGAUGGAGAUACUUAUGUGUCCGCUCCAGUGUGCUCAGUUAACACAACACCCACUGCUAAUCCACAAUCUUCUCUUCGCUACGUUCUUCCCCAACUGGAGGGAAUAUCUAGGUUCGCAAGAGGACAGGGCUUUGACGAUUUACAACACAACCGUGACACAACACAUCCAAGAACCACUCAGGGUCAAUCAUAACAUGUGGGCCUCCAUUCGCGCCAUAGAAUCUCGGUGCCUGCCUCUGCAAGCUGUCUUUCGCUCCUUUGACAAAACAGUACAGACCUUGCAUAAGGCAAAUAAUGCAUUAAGGGAUUGCGGUGCCUUGCUGCAUCUAUCAUGGCACAAAAUGGAUCAGUUACUAGAUAACUAUGAAAGCCAUGCGGAUGCCUACCUACAGGCUGCAUCAUUUCUUCAAAGUUGGGCUACCACCACGGCCCAGUUAAUCGCAGACAACCUUUCAUUCAACAAUUCCUAUACGGCACAGCAGCAAUCGGACUAUAUGUUGAGCCUCACUUCAUCCACCGUUGACGACUCGUCAACAGUCCGAGUUAUCACUGUUGUAACCCUCAUUUAUCUACCAUCCACUUUUAUGGCAACCCUCCUCGGAAUGAACUCAUUCUUCGAGAUGGAUUCUCAAACCCAUAAUCUCAUUGUGUCUCCACAGUUUUGGAUAUUCGUAGUGUGCGCCGUGCCCCUGACGGCUGUGACAGUGCUGUACUGGUGGGUUCGGAGCCAACGUCAGCAGAAGCAUGCGAACAGCAAGGCUGGGUCGCUGGCUUAAAGUGUUGUGCAACAUCUGCCUCGGGUCGGAUUGGCGUGCAUUAUUAGAAACACAAGCAUGCGGUUAUCUGGUGGUUUGAAUGCAACACGUCAUUUAGUAUAUAAAGGUACAAACGCUUUGUAUGAGAGCGAGUCUCAGGUUCCGUCUGGAAGCUUCACAGCCAGGAAUUCGCCCCUUGCGGUGGCCACUACCAACACAAUCUGUCCCCUUGUUGUGCGUGUCAGUACGGCGCUAUCUAGAGCUGGCCGAUACUGGUUCAGGUUACUGAGCGCUACUUUUGCUGGUUCGGGCCUGCCCGAAAUGGGGAUCGGCAAGACAUAGGUGCGAAGCCGACGAUCGCUCCCAUUAUCACCUAGUAUAAUCAGGGCCUCGUCAUCAUCACGCACGAAUACGUUGACCGCCUGGUUAGGGAGCGUGUGAACCUGGCGAUCCCAACGCCAGGAGCUGAGGUGGAGAAGGUAUUUGCGUUGACACAGUAUAAACAGCUGUGGUUCUCGAUUGAAAACAGAACAUGCAGUGUAGAGAGGUUCA
Messenger RNA from Aspergillus pseudonomiae, 1917 nucleotides. RefSeq lists its product as uncharacterized. The record is from RefSeq and is a predicted model, not a curated record. The transcript is spliced from 6 exons. Bases 1 to 1386 code for a protein of 461 amino acids. Lineage: Eukaryota; Fungi; Ascomycota; Eurotiomycetes; Eurotiales; Aspergillaceae.